Messenger RNA from Puntigrus tetrazona (Sumatra barb), 5014 nucleotides. It is a transcript of the gene arhgef10la, whose product is annotated as Rho guanine nucleotide exchange factor (GEF) 10-like a. NCBI's taxonomy places the organism in Eukaryota, Metazoa, Chordata, Actinopteri, Cypriniformes, Cyprinidae. Gene Ontology annotation, cellular component: cytosol. The record is from RefSeq and is a predicted model, not a curated record. Bases 288 to 4097 code for a protein of 1269 amino acids. Gene Ontology annotation, molecular function: protein binding; guanyl-nucleotide exchange factor activity. Gene Ontology annotation, biological process: SREBP signaling pathway; actin cytoskeleton organization; positive regulation of stress fiber assembly. The transcript has 27 exons.
GCCGGGGGAAGAGGGAGGCUCAUUCAGCCUACGAGAGCGAGGAGGAGUGGAGCGGUUAGUGCACGGAGUAGGGAACUCACUGCCUGUGGGAAAGUAAACAGCAGGGUAUUUGCCGCCCUCUCAGAGGCCUCAGUCCGCUAGCAGUGGAUAAACGGAGGAUGAGGAUGUAUUCAAGGAGGUAGCUGAUUUCAUAGCAGGAAGUGCAUGGGAGGUUGUUGGGAUUAAAGUCCCUCUUGGGAGGUGCUGAAGCUUUCCUGUGGAAGUACUACUGAGGACAGAAAGAGCCCAUGUCCAUAACUCACCAAUACCUGGAGAAUGAUGUGGAGAAAGAAGAGGAAAAGAAAGAAAACUCAAAUUUUGAAGAGGAGAUUGGCAAACAAAAAGGCAAGACUACCUCGGGAGAGGAGACUGCAAAAUGCAGCGAGCCUCAGUCACAUUCAAGUGACUUGGAAGGGACUCAGGAAAAACAUGCAGACAAUUUGUCCCAAACGGUCACUACAGUUUCUCCUGCUGGUCAGGAGUGUAUCAGUCAUUAUAACACUACGGCAUCAACGACCACCAAAAGAGACCAAGCUUCCACAGACUCUGCUGCACCAGAGGACGUAAAUGAAAACGAAGACCAGACUUGCACUGAGGUGAAGACAGAGAGGGAAACAUGCACUAUUAGUACUGACACAGGAACAGAGAAUAUCAGACCCAGCCCAGCACAAAAUGCUGAAGGUGAGGCCUCUGCUGAUUCAGAACACCAGACAGCUGGUCCGGAGGUGAUCUAUGAUGACGUACCCUGUGAAGAAGAUCUGUCUUCAGGAGAAGCUGACUUGAUCUAUGAAGACAUCCCGAAAGAAGAGGGCUUGCAAAGGCCCAAUAAUGGCUGGAGCUCAAGCGAGUUUGAAAGCUACGAUGAGCAGUCCGACUCUGAGAGGGUGCCAACCCGCAGCAAGCUCUCCCCUGAUGUUCGACGACUGAGAGAACGUUACACCAGGACCAAACAGGAGCUAGCCAUGAGACUGGGGGGCAGACAUCAGGUCCAUCAGCUGAUGCGGGCGGCACGUAGCGGAACGAAAGAUGGCCUGGAGAAGACUAAAAUCGCUGUCAUGAGGAGAGUUUCAUUCCUACAUAAAAAGGACCACUCAGAUGACACUGAGGAUGAUACAGGGUAUCUGGAUGUGAUGGUAUCAGAGGCAAAACACCCACCUGCACAACUGGGACCAAUGCCAGAUGGGCUUAGCAGUCUGCAGAUUGUCCGACGCCAUAUUUUGGGUUCCAUUGUGCAGAGUGAGAGGAGUUACCUGGACUCUCUUAAACGGAUCCUACAGGAAUACCAGCGACCUCUGAUGGAGGCUGAGCCUCGAAUCCUCAGUGUCCGAAAAAUCCGGCCCAUUUUUUUCCGUCUGCGGGAGAUCAUGCAGUGCCACUCCAUGUUCCAGAUUGCCCUGGCAUCUCGGGUGGCCGAAUGGGACUCUUGUGAAAAGAUUGGGGACCUGUUUGUAGCUUCAUUCUCGAAAUCUAUGGUGCUGGACGUGUAUAGCGAUUACGUCAAUAAUUUCACCAAUGCCAUGGCCCUCAUUAAGAAAGCCUGCAUGUCUAAACCAGCAUUUCUGGAGUUUCUCAAGAAGAAACAGGCAUCUAGCAUUGACCGCAUAACUCUCUAUGGUCUGAUGGUAAAGCCUAUUCAGCGGUUUCCUCAGUUCAUCCUCCUCCUGCAGGACAUGCUGAAGAACACUCCCACCGGCCAUGUGGACAGGCUGCCUUUGCAGUUGGCUCUGACUGAAUUGGAAACCCUAGCUGAGAAACUCAAUGAGCAGAAAAGGGUGGCUGAUCAGAUCACUGAGACACAGCAGCUGGCUCGCUGUGUCAGUGACCGCUCUCUCAGCAAGCUGCUGAACUCCGAGCAGAGCUCUUUGAUCCUUUGCGAGACGCUGAUUGAGACGGUGUACGGCGAACGAGGACAGGUCCUCAAGUCUAAGGAGAGAAAAGUCUUUCUCUUCGGUGACAUGCUCAUCUGUGCCAACAUCAAUGUCAAGGGCCCCCCUGACAUCAGCAGUCUGGUUCCGGUAGGUCCCAAGUACACCCUGAAGUGGAGCGCCCCCUUGCAGCAGGUCCAGGUAGUUGAAGUGGGUCAAGAGGGCUCCCAGACCAAGGACACGCUCUAUCAGCUGGGAGGACUCAAGCGCUCGGGCGGCUCUUCGGGAUCGGGAAGUAUCUUUCUGGGUCCGCCCCGUCUGUAUCAGGAGCUGCAGGAGUUACAGCAUGACCUCUCAGUGGUGGAGCAGGUCACUCUGCUUGUGGGAACUUUACAGGGAACGUACCAGAAUCUGAACACCGCAGUAGCACAGGACUGGUGUUUAGCACUGCAAAGGCUGAUCCGCAUCAAGGAAGACCAAAUUCAGAGUGCCAACAAGUGCCGUUUACGAUUGCAAGUCCCUGGCAGACCAGACAAGUCUGGUCGUCCUGUGAGCUUCACUGUGGUCUUCAACACACCAAGCCCCGUCAGCAAGAUCUCCUGGGUUAACAGGCUCCACUUAGGAAAAAUAGCACUGAGAGACGGAAACACACCAGGUUGGUUCUCUGCAGAGUAUGAUGGGAAGACAAAAGCUCCGUUUUGGUGUCCACUGCUGGCCUGUCGCAUGCCAGUUUUCACCUCCAAAACCCAGGAAUGGAAGCUGGAGGCUGCUCUUCACAAUCCUGUUCAAUGUGCUUUACUUGGUUUCUCAGCUGCAAGUACUUCACUUCCUCAAGGCUACCUUUGGGUAGCGGGUGGAGGUGAUUCCACUCAAGGCCAGGUGGACAUCUUCUCCUUGAACAGACCCACACCUCGGCCUGUAAAAUCCCUCCAGAUGGGAGCUCGAGUGAGGUGUUUGGAGUAUGUGCCUGAGCCCACCCCUUCAGAGGACACCGAAGCCGGUUCUCACAACACCACGGGAGUUGGAAAUACUAUCUGUGUGGGACUUGAUGACGGCAGCAUUCUGGUCUACGGCAGUAUGGACACAGCCGCCCAAUGCCUUGUGACUCUCUGUAACCCCGAGGGCUGUCCAGUUCUGUGUCUCAAACAUUCUGGAAACUUCCUAUUCGCUGGCCUGCGGGAUGGAACGCUGAUGGUGUACGAGAGACAUCGCAGAGGGGAACUGUGGAACCAGGACUCCUGUAGGAAAGUAACAGUUGGUUCAGAACCCAUCAGGACACUACUUGCCUUGGAGGACUCAGUCUGGGCUAGCUGUGCUAACACAGUAACUGUAGUUGACGGCUCCAGUUUGUCCACUCAGAGAUUUGAGGUCCAUCAAGACCCCAUGGUGAGCGUGGCUCAUAUGGUGCGAGCUGGGGGAGGCGUGUGGAUGGCGUUUUCAGAAGGCUCCUCUAUACGCUUGUUCCAUACGGAAACACUGGAGCACCUGCAGGAGAUCAACAUAUCUACACCUUCAUCGUUUUACAACCCCAGUCAGAAGAGCAUGAGAGUUACCAGCCUGCUGAUUUGCCAGGGGCUGCUGUGGGUGGGUACUGCCCAGGGCAUUAUCAUCACCCUGCCUGUGCCCAAGCUGGAGGGCAUCCCCAAAAUUACAGGUAAGGGGAUGACAUCUCUUAAUGCACACUGCGGGCCUGUGGAAUUCUUAGUUGCCCUUUCUAGCACUUUGUCUCCUGAUCUUCUGAAGCGGGAUUCUAUGGUGGAAGGGCAUGACUCUGCUUGUGGAGCGGAGGACCGCAGUGACUCGUCCUCUCAGGAAUCUCUCCAGCAGCCCAGCAUUUCUGCCCAAGUCGAUGGCAAAGGGAAGGGACGGGGUGGAGUUUUGUUACAGUACCGCCUUCGUUCAACCUCAGGUUUGCCCGGGCGACCGUUAACCGCGAGAGGGGACGAGGCUUCGGACUCGUCCUUAGAAUCUUUGGAACACAGCAUGGAAGACGGCUCUAUAUACGAACUCAGCGAUGAUCCAGACAUGUGGGUCAGGGGUCGACCCUGCGAGAGGGACGGGGUGAGGAGAGACAGGGUUAGCUCAGUAGCAGUCAUCUCGGGCGGGAAGGGCUUCCGCCGACUGAGGGAGGGUUCGGUGGCAACAACCGCAGAAACCACACUCAUGAUCUGGCAGCUUCCUCUCACGGUUUGAGCUGAAAUUGAGUUUAAGGAAUAGUAACCUAGUGAACUUACCCAUAUGGCACUCCACACCUGAAUGACUUUCUUAUAAUGGAAUCAAUGCACUGGUAAUUUUUUUUUCAGUCUAAUAAAAAGGAUACAUAAGUGGCAUAAAACUGGCCAUACAACCCGUCCUUUCUAAGUUUUCAAAGUCAUAAAGUAAGUUUGUGUGACGAAUGGUUCAGGAUGCAUCUGGAUCAUUCAUUCAGGGAGAACCGAUUCAUCUGGACCAAUUUUGAUUUGAAAAGAUCUGACUCAAAAGAAUGACUAAUUUACAAGCCAGAUAUCACUAGGGUAAUAACGGUGAAUAAUAGAAGUUGACAAUUGUCUUCACAGGAAGCUAUCGGCACACUACUUUUAGGGUGUUUUUUGUCAUUUUGGAGCCUGAAAGCUCUAGUCCUCAAUUGUAUUAUGCAGAAGAAUGGUGACCAGGAUUUUUGAAAGAAACAGUAAUAUGAGUUUGGAAUGGCAUGAGGAUAAGUAAAUGGCAGAAUUUUCAUUUCAGAGUGAACUUUCCCUUUUUGCUGGGCAUGUGUGGUACAAAAUGUGAGGCUCUUGGGCUGCUUGCUUUUUUCAGAUGUUCUAUAUUAACUGACCUAGCGAUCUCAAGAAAUACAGGUCCUCCAAUAAGAAUAUUCCAUAACUAAUAGGCUCAGAGUAAUAUAUUCUCAUGUAAUUCAGCCUCUGUCACUCAUCCUGUACAGUACCUGGAAGGUGUUUCCUUACUGGUAGAGAAUUUAAAUCCAUGCAUUUAAUCUCAGACUUCACCAUAAUCAGGGCCUAAACUACUCAAAUAGAAUUUCCUUGAGGCCUCAGUCCAGUCAGCCUUUAGUGAAUCAUGAAUUUACGACACCACGGAGCUGUUGAAGGUUUUUUUUUUUUUUUUUUUUU